AUGGUUGAAAAACCCUUGUCCAACCAAAGCUCUGGAGCCUUGUGCAACGUUGGAUCAAGAGCUGCUCUCUGCAAUGGGUCCCAUCUCAUGGAUGUCCAGAGACCGCCGGUGCUGGUGGAUGCCUGGCUGGUUCCGCUGUUUUUUGCUCUUAUCAUGCUGGUCGGUCUAGUGGGGAAUUCCUUGGUCAUCUACGUGGUCACCAAACACCAGCAGAUGAAGACAGUAACUAAUAUGUACAUAGUGAAUCUUGCCAUAACAGAUAUCCUGUUCCUGGUUUGUUGUGUUCCAUUUACGGCUACACUGUAUCCUCUACCAAGCUGGAUAUUUGGGGACUUUAUGUGCAGACUAGUCAACUAUCUACAGCAGGUGACUGCGCAGGCGACUUGCAUCACGCUGUCAGCGAUGAGCGUGGAUCGUUUUUAUGUGACGGUAUACCCCUUACAGUCUCUUCAUCAUCGAACCCCUCACAUGGCCAUGACUGUCAGCAUCACUAUCUGGAUAGGUUCUUCGUUGCUGUCGGUGCCGGUGGCAGUGUACCAGCGACUGGAGCCCGGUUACUGGUUUGGGCCUCAGACGUACUGCACGGAGGCGUUUCCCUCCCCGCGUCACCAGAGAGCUUUCAUCCUGUACUCCUUCUUAGCCGUUUAUCUACUUCCCCUGGUCACCAUCUGCCUGUGCUACGCUCUGAUGCUCAAACGCAUGGGCCAACCUACCGUUGAACCCACCGACAGUAACUACCAGCUCCAGGUACAGGCGGAGCGGUCGGAGGCGGUCAAAGCAAAAGUGUCUCGGAUGGUGGUCGUGAUGGUGCUCCUGUUCACCGUCUGCUGGGGACCCAUUCACGUCCUCAUCCUGCUGCAGGCCUUCGGUCCGCCGGGUCCGAGAAGGAGCUACGCGCUCUAUAAGCUUAAGAUCUGGGCUCACUGCAUGUCCUACUCUAACUCCUCUGUCAAUCCGCUGGUCUACGCCUUCAUGGGGGCCAACUUCAGAAAGGCCUUCAGAAGGGCCUUCCCUCAGAUCUUCAAACGCGGCGUCAGGGUGGCAGACCCCGUCCCUGCGUGCGACACCGAGAUGCACUUUCUUUCAUCUGGUCCAUGA
Molecule: messenger RNA, 1098 nt
Organism: Chanos chanos (milkfish)
Lineage: Eukaryota; Metazoa; Chordata; Actinopteri; Gonorynchiformes; Chanidae
Gene: kiss1rb
Product: KISS1 receptor b
Exons: 5
Coding region: 1-1098 (365 amino acids)
Biological process (GO): G protein-coupled receptor signaling pathway
Cellular component (GO): plasma membrane
Molecular function (GO): G protein-coupled receptor activity
Source: RefSeq, a predicted model, not a curated record